Neurospora crassa OR74A is the source of this 1551-nucleotide messenger RNA. Its product is annotated as indoleamine 2,3-dioxygenase. Gene Ontology annotation, molecular function: heme binding; metal ion binding. The transcript is spliced from 2 exons. The record is from RefSeq and is a predicted model, not a curated record. Lineage: Eukaryota; Fungi; Ascomycota; Sordariomycetes; Sordariales; Sordariaceae. The coding region runs from base 1 to 1551 and encodes 516 amino acids.
AUGGGAUCCCAGGGAAAGGACACCGCUACCUACCACGACGACUUCCCCAUCCUCCAUGACUCUCGCCCGGACGAUGUCUCCAUCCAUGCCUUUAUGGUCUCUACCACCCGUGGCUUUCUCCCUCGUAUGGACCCCAUCGUGACCCUACCCGCCGAGUUCGACCCACUUGAAUCCAUCCUCCAACGCAUGCCAGUCACGACUGCAUCUGGAGAGCCAGGCCUACUUGCCCAGGGCAAAGGGCAGCUUGGCGAAGCUGUCGACAAGGAGCUACCGGACUUGACCGAGUUUGUGGACAAGUAUAGGCAUGACCUACCCUUGAUGAACGCCUUGUACCGGGAUUACUCGUUCCUGGCAUCGGCCUAUCUGUUGGAGCCGUGCCAUGAGAGGUUUGUGAUUGGGGAGGAGUAUGGGUUGGGGAGGCAGGUAUUACCGGCAAAUGUGGCGAGGCCGAUUGCUAAAUGUGCUGAGAUAUGCGAGUUCAAACCCUUCAUGGAAUAUGCCGGCUCCUAUGCUCUCUUCAACUACCGUCUUGUCGACCCCUCCCUCGGCUUCUCAUUCUCCGAACCUUCCAAUGUUCGCCUGAUCCGCGCCUUUGAGCAUGGUUUGGACCCCACCUCUUCAGAAGCCGGUUUCGUUCUCGUCCACAUUGACAUGGUCCGCCACUCUGGUCCGCUCGUAGCCGGCGCCGUGGCCUCUCUGGACGCCUGCCGCAGGUCUACCCUCUCCUCUUCGUCUACUCAUCCCGAGAUGACCGAACUGUCCGCCCGCCAAUCCCUCAAUGUCUCCCUGUCGCAGAUGCUAGCCGCCCUGAAGAAAAUCAACGCCAUGAUGGAAACAAUGUGGAAGCGCUCCAAGCCCGACGACUAUACCUCAUUCCGUACCUUCAUCUUUGGCAUCACCAAGCAGAGUAUGUUCCCCAACGGCGUCGUGUACGAGGGUCUUCCGGACUUGAACGGGAGGCCGCUCUCAUUCCGCGGCGAAUCCGGAGCCAACGACUCGAUGAUCCCUCUCAUGGAUAACCUCUUGCAGAUCCCCAUGCCUGACACGCCGCUAACCAAAAUCUUGGACGAUUUCAGGUCGUACAGACCUAGCAAUCAUCGGGCGUUUUUGGAAUGGGUGAAGAGGGGCAGCGAGGAGGUGGGGUUGAGGAGGUGGGCGCUUGCUCUUGGCGAUAGUGGUAGAGGUAGCAAUGAUACAAUGACCGAGGAAGAGAGGGCUGAGGUGAGGCACUCGCGUAGCCUUUGGAUUCAGGUCCUCAACCAGGUUCGUGACUUCCGUUGGCGCCAUUGGUGCUUUGCUAGGGAGUAUAUCCUUAAGCAGACCAGCCAUCCGACGGCUACGGGGGGUAGUCCGAUUGUGACGUGGUUGCCGAAUCAAUUGCAGGCUGUGAUGGGACAUAUGAUGGGUUUGUAUGAGAGGAUGGGUGGAGAUGAGGCGGGUGGCUUGGGUGAGGAGUGUAAGGAUAUCAUGGAAUUGGUGAGGAGACAGGAUGAGACGUUGAAGAAGGAGGUUAGGAAGUACUGCGAGGAGAGGGGGGUGUCUGGCGCCUAG